Messenger RNA from Eleginops maclovinus (Patagonian blennie), 6622 nucleotides. RefSeq names its product protein tyrosine phosphatase receptor type Z1b (gene ptprz1b). Gene Ontology annotation, biological process: peptidyl-tyrosine dephosphorylation. NCBI's taxonomy places the organism in Eukaryota, Metazoa, Chordata, Actinopteri, Perciformes, Eleginopidae. Gene Ontology annotation, molecular function: protein binding; protein tyrosine phosphatase activity. The record is from RefSeq and is a predicted model, not a curated record.
CAGCAAUCCUCCAACCAAAUCCAGCCGAGCCGAGCCGAGCCGAUCCGAGCGGAGCAUUUGGCUGCGUUGCCCCGUACUGACAGAGGCAGUGGAGGGGGAGAUGAGCGGGUAGAGCCACCGUCCUCCGUCCCUUACUGAGCCACAUUCUGCCUCUUCGCGCUAAAAUCUCCCGCAGACACGAUGGUCUCCAUCAGGACCGAGGUUUUCUCCUUCCAGCUGAUACUUCUCUGCAUGAUAGUGGCAGCAGCUGAGCCGCUGGUCCGAGGCCUGAGGAAACUCCCUGAAGAUAUCGACUGGUCGUACUCAGGUGCCCUGAAUCAGCGUAUCUGGGGUAAGAAGUACCCAUCUUGUAACAGCGCCAGGCAGUCUCCUGUGGACAUCGACGAGACCUUUACCCAGGUCCGUCUGCAGUACCAGAACCUGCAGCUGGACGGGUGGGAAGCGCUGACGGCCGGGUCCAGCACCGUCCACAACAACGGGAAGACCGUUUCCAUCAGUGUGGAAGGGGAGUUCUUUGUGAGUGGAGGCGGGCUGAGCUCAAGGUUCCGCGUCGGUUCAAUCAGCUUCCACUGGGGGCGCUGCAAUGCUACAUCAGAAGGGUCUGAACACAGCCUGAACGGGAUGAAAUAUCCUCUGGAGAUGCAGAUCUACUGCUAUGAUCCAACCUUCCUAAGUCUGGAAGAUGCUGUGAGGAGAGGAGGCAGGAUCGCUGCGCUGGCCGUGCUCUUUGAGAUCAGCUUGGACGACAAUGAGAAGUUCAGUCCUGUUAUCGAGGCCGUCAACACUGUCAGCAGGUUUGGUAAGAGCGGCUCGAUUGAAGCCUUCACCCUGCGGUCCUUGCUGCCUAACAACACGGAUAAAUAUUACAUCUACAACGGCUCGCUAACAACACCACCCUGCUCAGAAACAGUGGAAUGGAUCCUCUUUAAACAGCCUGUGGCCAUAUCAGAAACACAGCUGGAGGUGUUUUGUGACGUGAUGACCAUGGAGCAGGCUGGAUAUGUGAUACUGACAGAUUACCUGCAGAACAACUUCCGGGAGCAGCAGCAGUUCAUGGGUCAGGUGUUCGCCUCGUACACCGGCGUGGAGGACGUGCUCACACCCACUUGCAGCUCGGAGCCGGAGAACGUUCAGGCUAACGCUCAGAACGACACCACCAUCGUGGUGAUGUGGGAGCGUCCCCGCGUGGUCUACGACACCACCAUCGACUGGUACACCGUCACCUACCAGAGGCUCCAGGGCCGGGAGCAGAGCAGGCAGGAGUACAGGACGGACGGGGAUCAGGACGUGGGUGCCUUCAUCCCCGGCCUGCUAGCCAACAGCAGCUACGUCGUGCAGGUGGUCGCUGUUUGCACCAAUGGCCUCAGAGGACGGUGGAGUGACCAGAUCAUAGUGGACAUGCCGUUAGAAGACCCCGAAAGUGAUUCUGAUUCUGACGCCGUCUCCAAAGAUCUGGAAGGCAACCGAGAGGUUACAUCUAAAGCCAGAUCAGCGACCCCAGAGACCCAGAAUCAGGGGGAGGACCACAGUCCGGUCGAGGAAAUCCCAGUGGAGCAGACCCGUGUGUACCAGAACCUACCUGUGCAAAUCAGCACCCGCCCGACCCCAGACAAUCCAUCUGAGUCCGCCUUGCAACGCAAAACUCAAAUCAAGCAGAUAGUGAGAAAGAAGCCGAGCCGGGCCAACCCUACACCCGAUGCCAUGGAUCAGAACUGGAUUUACGAGGACAGCGAUGUUCCGUCACGCAGGCCGCUCACUAAUCCUAGUUUUGGAGGCAACGGGGCAAUAUGGCUAGGCGAGGUAACUGAACAGCCCGGCUUCCUGUUUCCAGUUGCCUGGCCAACCACACCGCCAACAGUUCGGAGACAAAUCACAGAAGAGGCCUCAUUGUCGGUGACGGCGCAUCAGCAGGUGGGUGAUCAAAAUUCACCAGACCAAACCGGAGAAAAUGACACCCCCUCCCCCUUGUUGGAACUCUACACCCCUCCUGUGGAGGACAUCACUGAUAUCUUCUAUGAAGACACAGUCAACAACGCCCCCGGAGAGACCAACAGCUCUGCUGCUGCUGAGUUGCCAGCUGACACUGUGGUCAAAGUCGCCCUGCCGUCCUCUGAAGACAGCCGCACCCCUGUUAGCGAUCCUCACCCGCAAACCAGCACCUCCGUGUCCUCCGUCCCCCCGCCACUAUGGGUCACGGGACGGGUGGCGACCCCCAGCAACACACUGGCUGAGUCCCUCUACAAAUCCUUCACCACCUCCUCCCUCCUCAGGGGACUCGUGCACACAACCCAGCCCAUGUUGAACGAGGGCAGCAACAGCAGCCAUGAGUCUCGGGUGGGGCUGGUCGGAGGUGUGGAGAGAGAGAAGAGGACAGUCGUUCCUCUGGCUGUCGUCUCCACUCUCACCAUCCUCUGUCUGCUGGUACUGGUGGGCAUUCUCAUCUACUGGAGAAACUGUUUCCAGGUGGCUAAUUUCUACCCAGAUGACAGUGCAUCACCUAAAGUCAUAUCAGCUCCAUCCACACCCCUGCUGCUGGCCACAGACGGUCACGAGCCUCUGACAGUGAAGCAGUUUGUGAAGCAUGUCAUGGAGCUACACACCAGCAACACUUUCUCCAAGGAGUUUGAGAUUGUCAAAGAAUCCUAUGAGGAGGUGCAGGCAUGCACUGUGGACAUGGGCAUCACCGCGGACAGCUCCAAUCACCCCGAAAACAAGAGCAAGAACAGAUACAUAAACAUCCUGGCCUAUGACCACAGUAGAGUCAAGCUGUCCAGCAGUUUGGACAGAGAUGCGAGAUGUGGAGACUACAUAAAUGCUAACUUUGUGGAUGGUUACGAGCGGACGAGGGCCUACAUCGCAGCUCAGGGGCCUCUCCGAGCGGGCCGGGAAGACUUCUGGAGGAUGAUCUGGCAGCAGAACAUCGGAGUUAUCGUCAUGAUCACUAACCUUAAGGAGAAAGGACGGACAAAAUGUGAGCAGUACUGGCCGGAGGACAACCAGGAGGAAUACGGCGCGUACCAGGUGACCAUGAAGAGCAUCAAUGCCCUGGCUUACUACACCCUGCGGACGUUCUCUGUCAGAGAUACCACAAAUAAGGCUCCUCAGAAGAGAGUUGAACACACAGUCCUACAUUACCACUACACCCAGUGGCCAGACAUGGGCGUCCCAGAAUACACUCUGCCUGUGCUGUCCUUUAUCAGAGCCUCGUCCAGGGCGCGGACGCAGGAGAUGGGACCCGUCCUCGUACACUGCAGUGCGGGCGUAGGGCGGACAGGAACCUACAUAGUGAUCGACAGCAUGUUGCAGCAGAUCCAGGAACAGGGCACUGUGAACGUUCUCGGUUUCCUUAAACAUGUUCGGACACAGAGGAACUUCCUGGUUCAGACGGAGGAGCAGUACGUGUUCAUUCAUGAAGCUCUGGUGGAGGCCGUCAUGAGCCGUGGCACCUUGGUGAACUCUGACCUCCUUCACACUUACGUGUCUGACCUCCUGACCCCCGGCACAUCAGGCAGGACGCGCAUGGACAAACAGUUCAAGUUGAUCAGUCAGCGCCAGGCGAAGCACGCAGACUACAGCACCGCCCUGAGAGACGGCAACGCUGAGAGGAACCGAGCCCGGGCCCUGAUGCCUGUGGAAAGGUCGAGAGUGUGUCUGAGCGCUUCAGAGUCAAACUCCACGGGCUACAUCAACGCCUCCUAUGUCAUGGGACAUCACCACAGUAAGGAGUUCAUUGUGAGCCAGACUCCUCUGGACAGCACGGUGGCAGACUUCUGGAGGAUGAUCUGGGAACACGGCACACACACUGUUGUCGGUCUGCCAGACACACACUGUCGGAGUGAAGAGGGCGGGUCUUGUGUUUACUGGCCCAGUAAAGACCAGCUAAUGAGCUUCGAAGGUUUCACUGUGUCAUAUUCGGGGGAGGAGCAUGUGUGCCUGUCCAAUGACGAGAGACUUCUGGUGCAGGACUUUACACUGGAAUCCCAACAGGACCACCAUGUGUUGGAGGUGCGUCAGUACAGCGCCCCCUGCUGGCCAAACCCUGACAGUCCCAUCAGCAACGGCUUUGAUGUGAUCCGUACAGUCAGGGAGCACAGCAGACUCUCAGACAGCCCUACACUCAUACACGAUCCGUUGGGGGGAGCAACAUCAGGGCUGUUCUGUGCCCUCACCUCUCUGUGCAGUCAGCUGGAGGAAGACGGAGCAGUAGAUGUUUACCAGGUGGCACGGAUGACCAACCUCAUGAGGCCUGGGGUUUUUAAUGACAUAGAGCAGUACCAGUAUCUGUACCGCGCCGUGCUGAGCCUGGUGAGCAGCCAAGAAGACCAGAGAGCACUGCAGAGUCCAGAGACCAACGGCUCGGUACCGCUGGGUCAGAACAACAUCGCCGAGAGCCUGGAGUCACUCAUGUAGACACACACACAUACACACACACACACACACACACACACACACACACACACACACACACACACACACACACACACACACACAGCUCAUUUCUGAUGUGGCACCUCUUUCUAAAUAGAGAAAAUGCCACUUUCUAAUAAGAGAGUGAUUAUAAAGGACACAUUUUUCGUUAAAUCACUACUGGAGUUAACAAAUUCUUUACUAAUGCUUUAUAGAUCAGUUAUAAGUCUUUAAAUAAACAUUGUUUUUGUUGUCGGGUUGCGAAAACUCCCCUAAAAUCUAUUUAGUAAAAUGAUAGCUUCAUUGUUCAAGACAUAAUAAACAUUUAUUGAUGAAUAAGCUAUAUUUACAAGCAUAUAACGGAGCUAUAAGGCAUUAAUAAAUUGUUUAAUAAGCAUAAAUAAAUCCAUUAGUUACACUCAGAAUUAGAAAUAAACAAUUGUGAUUAAAAACAAUCAAAAAUAUAUUUCUAAAUAUUAAAAUUCAAAAUAUUUUUCUUAACGAUGAAGAGUCACCUAUUCAGUUCAAAUGACUGACGUACCUAAAUGUAAUACUUCUGCCUAUCUUAAUUUUUCGUCAACAUUGUUUUUAUUAUUUGGUUUGUUUCUUUCCCUAUACUCCAUGCAAGACAAAAUAACAAAAAAUGGAUAGAAAUGAAACAAAAUUACUUUAAUUUCAAAACUGACAUCUCCUAAACUCUUGAUUUCUUAUAUAUUUGAUGCAGUGCACAACAUUAGCCAGCAGAUGUCGGGGCUCAAACUACCACUCCUCCUUAUUUAGAGUAAUAUUUUAAAACCAAACCUCUUCAGGUCUCGCUAGUGACAUUUAUUAUUUGACAUCAAGGUGUUUACUGCCGUUCCACUGGCUCAAUGGACUCUGAUACCCCGUGCCUUUUCUAAUUCAUCCUAUUGUACUACAAGCCUGUUUUGAUACUGUGUGACUAAUAUGCCAAAAUAAUGACUUGGGAUUUUUUUCUACUUUAUUAAAGUAUUUCGCGCAUGUUGCUCCGUAUGUAAAGGUCUGAGAGGAGAUUAAAAAUCAUCAGAUAUUUUGUAAAAGAUGCAAGCUGUCCCCACUAGCCUGGUGGCUCAAACAUGCGGGAGGGGGAAGUAACAGUAAGGAAUUGAUUCCAAAGGUUUAAUAAAGGGCAGAACAUCUUAAAACCUCCGAAAUCACUCCUGCAGCAGAAUAAUCAAUCAUUAUAAUCUUGAGAAAAGAAUCAGUGCAUCACUCAGCCGGGACAUAAGCCGUGUUUCCAUUCACAUUGGGAAGCAUCACAUUAGAGAAGGAUUUAAGAAAACGCCGAUGAUAUUUCCUUAAUUGCUGGAGAGGUGAUGCUAGAUGAAAACUCAUCUGCAGAAUAAGUUGUGGCAAACUUUUAAGUCACAUGACUGAUCAGCUGUUUCUGAUGACAUGUAUUUAUGUUGUCAGCAGGAAAGAGGAAUUUAAAUAUUGCUUUCUGUUACCCUGAGGAAUACAGCCACCUAAUUCUGUCAAAACUGCGCUCUGUGGAGACAAAUUAACUCCACACCAGAUGAUGGACGCCUAUUUUACAUUAUUUUGUGUGAAAUUUCAACAGCCUUUCUUGAUAUUUCUAUUGAAACACGGCUCUGUUGUUGCGUUCGGGGACAGAUCAGUGGAAAGAAAGACGAACUUCAUCACGUCCUGCAUCCUUGUGCCACUCGCUACGACUGUUUUCAUUUUGCAGGUUGUUUCUACUGCCUCGACUCGAUCGAUCGAUGUCUGAUCUACGUGCUGCAGCCUCUGUUUUGCUUCCACCAUUUAUUUAGCUCAUCUGGGGAAGCAAAACCCAACUGCACCCAUGUGUCUCUUUCUGUGUAAAUACCCCUGAAUACAUCAAAAGGCCAAAAUUACUGUAUGUUUAUAAUGUACCGCUAUAUAUUUUCUAUUUUACUAUAAAAAAAAGUCUUUUUCUAGUCCUCUACACAUAUACAGUAUACCUGUGUGGAUCUAUUUGAUAAUUUUAGCCUGGAAAUAUUGGUCAUGUUUAUAGUUUUAAUGGAAAGUUAUCUCUGCUUAUCUUCAUGAUUACAGUAGCAGCUUAAUGUCGAUCCCUUUUAUUUCCAGCCAUAAACAGUAUGUAAAUAAAUAAAAAAUAGCAACACGAUUUAUGUUUCCAACCUUGUUUAUGAUUUUAAACUCGUUUAUUUUUCAAGGAGGGGAAAAAAAUAAAAUGUUGUUGUUCAUAUCGAAA